UAGAAUCUUGUACCCCUGCCAGGGACUGGUACAGGGUUUGGAGCAGGGACAUGGAUUUGAAGACAUUAAAACUGUUUAAUUCUCAGUUGAGAUGUGGUUGGCUUUUAUACAUUUGGAAUAGAGCAUUUAUGGCACAUCUCCGGGUUCCUCAGGAUGACUGGACAGGGUACACCCCUCGAGGUAAAGACGACGAAAUUCCAUGCCGGAGAAUGCGGAGUGGCAGCUACAUCAAGGCCAUGGGAGAUGAAGACAGUGGUGACUCCGACACGAGUCCCAAGCCUUCUCCCAAAGUGGCUGCACGAAGAGAAAGCUAUCUCAAGGCUACUCAGCCAUCCCUUACAGAACUCACCACACUCAAGAUUUCCAAUGAACACUCCCCCAAACUCCAGAUCCGGAGUCACAGUUACCUGAGGGCAGUAAGUGAAGUCUCCAUCAACCGAAGCCUGGACAGUCUUGACCCUGCCGGCUUGCUCACAUCACCAAAGUUCCGCUCUAGGAAUGAGAGCUACAUGAGAGCCAUGAGCACCAUCAGCCAGGUGAGCGAGAUGGAAGUGAACGGGCAGUUUGAGUCUGUGUGCGAAUCGGUGUUCAGCGAGCUGGAGUCGCAGGCGGUGGAGGCGCUGGACCUGCCCAUGCCCGGCUGUUUCCGCAUGCGGAGCCACAGCUACGUGCGGGCCAUUGAGAAGGGCUGCUCCCAGGACGACGAGUGUGUGUCCCUGAGGUCCUCCUCCCCACCGCGCACCACCACCACCGUGAGGACCAUUCAGAGCAGCACCGGUGUCAUAAAACUGAGUUCUGCAGUUGAAGUGUCAUCUUGCAUUACAACAUAUAAGAAGACACCACCUCCAGUCCCACCCAGAACUACCACGAAACCUUUCAUUUCUAUCACAGCCCAGAGUAGCACAGAGUCUGCCCAGGAUGCCUACAUGGAUGGACAGGGCCAGCGAGGAGAUAUUAUCAGCCAGUCUGGACUGAGCAACUCCACGGAGAGCCUGGACAGUAUGAAGGCUCUGACAGCCGCCAUCGAAGCUGCAAAUGCCCAGAUCCACGGCCCUGCAAGUCAACACAUGAGCAACAACCCUGCCGCUGUCACUACCACGACCACCAUAGCCACUGUCACUACAGAGGACAGGAAGAAGGAUCACUUUAAGAAAAAUCGAUGUCUUUCUAUUGGGAUACAGGUGGAUGAUGCUGAAGAGCCUGACAAAACAGGGGAAAAUAAAGCACCCAGUAAGUUCCAGUCCGUAGGAGUGCAAGUAGAAGAAGAGAAGUGCUUCCGCAGGUUCACUCGAUCCAACAGUGUGACGACAGCUGUACAGGCCGACCUGGACUUCCACGAUAAUCUGGAAAACUCUCUGGAGUCUAUAGAGGACAAUUCGUGCCCUGGCCCAAUGGCCAGACAGUUCUCCCGGGACGCCAGCACCUCCACGGUCAGCAUUCAGGGCUCAGGAAACCACUACCACGCCUGCGCUGCCGACGACGACUUUGAUGCGGAUUUUGACCCUUCGAUUCUGCCUCCCCCGGAUCCCUGGAUUGACUCGAUCACUGAAGACCCCCUGGAGGCCGUCCAAAGGUCAGUGUGCCACCGGGAUGGCCACUGGUUUCUGAAGCUUCUCCAGGCAGAGCGGGACCGCAUGGAAGGGUGGUGCCAGCAGAUGGAGAGAGAAGAGCGGGAAAACAACCUGCCGGAAGACAUUCUAGGGAAAAUCCGAACCGCAGUGGGCAGUGCCCAACUUCUCAUGGCCCAGAAAUUCUACCAGUUCAGAGAACUGUGUGAAGAAAACCUGAAUCCCAAUGCUCAUCCAAGGCCCACCUCCCAGGAUUUGGCGGGGUUCUGGGACAUGCUGCAGUUGUCCAUAGAAAAUAUUAGUAUGAAAUUUGAUGAACUUCAUCAGUUAAAGGCCAAUAAUUGGAAACAGAUGGAUCCUCUUGACAAGAAGGAGAGAAGGGCCCCUCCUCCAGUGCCAAAGAAGCCGGCGAAGGGCCCCGCGCCGCUGAUCCGGGAGCGCUCGCUGGAGAGCUCGCAGCGCCAGGAGGCCCGCAAGCGCCUGAUGGCCGCCAAGCGCGCCGCGUCGGUCCGCCAGAACUCGGCCACCGAGAGCGCCGAGAGCAUCGAGAUCUACAUCCCCGAGGCGCAGACCCGGCUCUGAGCGCCCGGCCCCACCGCGCGCCCCGCCGCGCCGCCUCCGCGCUCGGUCCUCCCUCCGCCCCCCUGCCCGCCCUCCGAGCCUGUCCGUUCCGGAGCUCAGUGACUUCCACUGUCGCGGUGUAGUUGUCGGUCUUGCAGGAGCCGUCCCCCAGUAUCCCCCCGCCGCCCGGACCGGUUUGCCCAUGUUCUUCUCUUCUCCACCGAGCUUCGCCACCCGUACUGACGCGUCACCCUGCCUCAUCCGGAGAGCCGGCCCUUUCUUUUCUUGGCAGAACCAAACCCACCUGUGUAGAAAUGGCCCCUUUAGGUCGCCCACCAGCCUCAGUUCUCCCAAGCUAGUCUGUCCCUAGAGCUCAGCAAUAUAAAAUCAUAGGGUAUUUCAGAAAUCCAGUAUCACAGGGUGAUCCUUUGGGACUUAACCGUCUUCCACGUGAAAGAAACUAGGGCUCCGAUUCCCUUUAUUUCCCCUAAACGGUUAUUAUUUUGUAAAGCAGAUGGAGCACUUUAUUUCCAAGCUCAGAAAUCACGCCAUCUCACCGGAAUCGAUGAGUGACAAUCCAAGAGGGGACCAAGUUGGGCCGGGGGUGGGGGACCUGGAUGAGUAGUGGGGAAGGGAGAAGCAAAAUCAGCAGGUGCUGGGGGUACCUGCUUCACUCACAGCUGCACAAACUGCCUCACUGUUACUCCAUCAAUCACUGCUUCAAAUGUUUCAAUCAGCAGAAGAUUGUAAAUUCGAUCUUUCAGGGAAAUUAAUCUAUUCUGAAAGGCAAUAAAAUGAAGAAAGGCAAGGAAGCACUGAUAGUUUCAGAUAUACUACGUAAGGGGGAUUUUCUUUUUGUCCUAUUAUUAAGAAAAUUUAGACCUGAAGUGUUUUAUCAACUUUUAUUGUACUAUGUGUAUUAUACUGUUAUUGUGGUGGGGGUCUUUAAAGGGGAAAGUGUUGGUCCUCUUAAUUUGUUAGUGUCCAUCCUGGGGGGGCCUACCUAAUUACACAUAUAUUAAGUAUACAUUUGCUUAAGAAGUCCUGUAAAUGGCAGCUAGGGUGUUUUCAGAGAGAAGUUUGGAUUUUCCCAUCAUCCCUUUGAAUGCUAUACAUCCAUCUGUUGUAACCCAGUAGUUUGUAAUGCCAGACAUAUUUUCUCCUUUGGUCUUCUUCUCUCACUACUAUCCAGAGCCCUAUCACACCCCAGCAUAAGGAUUGUGUCCUAUGUCAAACAGAUAAAAUCAAUUUCCUAUCCAAGUAGAUACGCAGCCUCAUUCCAAAGAGCUGCCCCUCAUCUUGAGGUCCCAGGUAGUGAGAGAAGAAAUUUGGCCUAAAAUGUUCAGCAACCACCAGGAAGGGGGGAAAAGUCAUGAUCCACAAGCACUGAAAGAAACCCAGGCAUUUGGCGGAGAAUGUGGAUUUACGCUUUUAGUCAUGACGGAUGGGCAGUGUGCACUUUGCAUCUAGCUGAAGUUAUCUUUAAAUGCCCUUACUCGUAGCAGUUUAAACAUUUAGGAUGUGGUGAUCUUAAAGUAUCACUGGCAUUUUAUGCCCAGCUCCCACCCCAAAGCAUUAUAAAUUAUCAUUGAAAACUGACAGACUAAAAACACACAUCUAAUAAGCUUGCACCAGAGCUCUUUUAAAAAAUACACUCUCGUAGCCAGGUGCUAAUUUAAUUUUAUUUAUGAAAUUAAGAGAGGUGAUGGGUUCUGGCAACAACUAUUUUCACGGACAUAUUCUAAAACCACUAGGGAAUUCGCUACCUCAGAGCCAUUGAUGCUUUGAGCUAUCUUUAUAAACAGGGCACAAAUGUUUACUGCUGUGGUUUACAAGAAAAGGGCUACUAACUUAUUUAAAAACCAACCCACCAACUUUUAACUGGAGUGAACAAAGCACCUCGAGUGCUUUACACAAUUGGAGCUUACAGAGAUUUUGAACUUCAAGUGUCCGCUUGUGUUAAAAAGAAUAUACCUUUGCUUUGCUUUGUAGCAGCAAUGGAAGGUCACACAAAGUUUGCAUCAAGUAAGGCCAACUGCCGCCUUGGGUAGCCUAUAAUCACAUUCAAUCCCGAAAAUGACUUGGCACUCAUAGAUUAAUGCGAAGGAAGCGACAUCCACUGGAAGACCCAUGUUCCCAACUACAGCUCCAUGCCCUGAAGUAGAGAUGAGAUUGGGAUUAAGAAAUAGAUUUCUAAUAUGAUUCAAGAUCAUCCUACAGUAUUUUCUUUGGAAACUGGUUUAGCCCAGGAUAUUUUAAAGAGAGACAAGAGAAGGCCUAUUUAUCUUGUCUAUGUGAAUGGUAUUUGUAUAUUCAUAAGCUAUUUUUGGUAAGAAUUUUAAAUCUUUUAGCCGAAUGCCUACAGGCAUCAUGACCUUUGCCUUCCUUAAAAACACAAAUUGUACAAACACUUUAUAAAAAGCUAAUUAUUGAUCUUAAAACAUGACCCCACAUAAAGCUGCUUGUUAACCACUUGCCCCCUUAAGCUGACAUCCAUGAGCAUAACCUUUGUUACAUUGUUCUUUUUGAUGUAUUUGUAGAAAUGUUUUUUAGUUCAUAAUGGAAAAUGUAUGUACCCUGAAAAAUUACUUAUUUUGUUUAACUUUGGUAUAAAGCUGUUUGGGCAUUUUCUUGGGGAGGGGGGUAUUACAAAAGAAGUUUGUCUCCCACAUCAAAAAACGUUCAAAGAAAUUAAGUAUUUAUUAUAUUUUUUGCAGAUGUUUCCAUACAAUUCACAUAACCUUUUUGUAAAGAGAGAUGAAGAAAUGGAUUAAAGAUUUUUAAUAUUUGAAAUGGUAAAUAGAACUAAUUUAUUUGUAAUAUAUUUCUGUUAUUUAUAGAUGUUUCCUUAAUGUUUUACUGUGCAUUACCACUUUAAUUUGAGCCUGAUCCUUGUGAAUUUACCAUUUCUUUUUUAAAACAUGUCUAGAUGCAUAUUUUAAAUAACUGGAAUGUAAAUCACUAGCAUAUCUGAAUUCCCGAUGUAAUUUUUAAAAAUUAUUUUGGUUUGGGAAAAAAAAAAGAUUCAUUUGAAAGCCUUCAGAUGGAGGGGUGGGGAACAUUUUUAUGGCUUUAUGAAGUGGAAUUUCAUAGGCUUAUUUACCUAGAUUGUGUGUGGACAAAAAAAAAAAUUGUAAAUAGAUGAAUGUUUCCCAUAAUGUAAAAAGAAGAAAUUAAUAAAAUAAUAAUGCACUGCU
Molecule: messenger RNA, 5326 nt
Organism: Odobenus rosmarus divergens (Pacific walrus)
Lineage: Eukaryota; Metazoa; Chordata; Mammalia; Carnivora; Odobenidae
Gene: DLGAP1
Product: discs, large (Drosophila) homolog-associated protein 1
Exons: 11
Coding region: 51-2150 (699 amino acids)
Biological process (GO): signaling
Cellular component (GO): glutamatergic synapse; postsynaptic specialization
Molecular function (GO): molecular adaptor activity
Source: RefSeq, a predicted model, not a curated record